AUGGGCCGCGUAUUCUGUGAUACAAUCCCUCCUGUUGGUUUGGGAACUUUCCGACUCAAACAUGACUCAGUGAAGCCAGCUUUACGUGAUGCGAUUCGACUUGGGUACCGUCACAUCGAUACAGCAACCAUCUACCGCAACGAAAUUCAGAUUGGCGAAGUUCUUCAGGAGCUAUACGCCUCAGACGCAAGCAACAUAUCCCGAUCUGACCUCUGGAUCACCUCCAAAUUGUCUCCAUACGACAUGGCAACACCACGAAAUUCUCUCCUCAAGUCACUCUCGGCACUUCAAACCUCUUACCUGGACUUGUAUCUCAUCCACUGGCCUGCUAUGGCACGAAAGCCGGCCACAAGCCCAGAGAAUAAGAAGUUGCGCCUUGAAGCGUGGAAAGUGCUGAAUGAGGCCAAAAAGCAGGGGCUGGUCAGGCAUAUUGGGGUCUCAAAUUUCACUGUCGAGCACCUGAGGGAGUUGAGUGAGACUGAGUGGGGUAUCAAAGAUACAUUUGUUCAGAUGGAGGUACAUCCUUGGUAUUGGAGAGACGCAGCUGAGAUCCAGAAGGUCUUCGCAGACCAAAAUCUGAGGAUGGUCGGCUACGCACUUCUUGCUGAAGGAAAGUUGAUGGCUGAUGAUUGCCCUGGAAUUAUCGGCCAAAUCGCACAGAGGACUGGCUUGACGAAGGUUCAGGUGGUGCUAUCGUGGGCGCAGAAGAAGAACUGGGGUGUUUUAGUGAAGAGUGAAAAUGAAGAUCACCUACGGCAAAACCUGGAGACACCAAUUGUAAUGGAUACCUUAACGCCUGAUGAUAUUCAAGCAAUCGACAAUAUUUCUUCGGAGAGAGAAGAAAAGCGGUGCUGGGAUCCCAGACUUGUCAAGUGA
This is a messenger RNA of Cadophora gregata, 876 nucleotides long. RefSeq lists its product as uncharacterized. The transcript has a single exon. The record is from RefSeq and is a predicted model, not a curated record. Lineage: Eukaryota; Fungi; Ascomycota; Leotiomycetes; Helotiales; Ploettnerulaceae. Gene Ontology annotation, molecular function: oxidoreductase activity. The coding region runs from base 1 to 876 and encodes 291 amino acids.